AUGUCUAGGAUUAUAGAUGAGUUGAAAUUAUUCUUGACCAACUUAUCCAAAGGAUCAGAUACUGUCGACACAAACGAUCUAAUGGAUUCGGGAAUUGCUGACAAAACGGUAAUUUUAAAUAUAAAAGAGAAGCUUGGUGAUAGUCCUUGGAACGUCCAAAAUUUAAUCAACCUAGGAAUAGACGUGAUAGAAGAAAAUAAUAAUAAGGGUGAUACAUAUGAUGAUAAUAAUAAUAAUUAUGAUAAUAAUAAUAAUAAUUAUGAUAAUAAUAAUAAUAAUUAUGAUAAUAAUAAUAAUAAUUAUGAUAAUAAUAAUAAUUAUUAUGAUAAUAAUAAUAAUAAUUAUGAUAAUAAUAAUAAUAAUUAUGAUAAUAAUAAUAAUAAUUAUGAUUAUAAUGAUGAUUAUGAACUCGAAGUAAAACAUGAUAGUAGUGAUAAUAUUAUCUCAGAUGUUGAAUGGGAAAAAAUAUGUUCUGAUUAUGAAAAGUUUACUAGUGGUAACGUCGAAGAUAUUAUUCAUAAGGAUGUCCAUGAUAUUAUGAAAUAUGAAAAAAAAAAAAACGAUAAUAAUAAUGAUAUAAAUAAUGAUAUAAAUAAUGAUAUAAAUAAUGAUAUAAAUAAUGAUAUUAAUAAUGAUAUAAAUAAUGAUUACAAUAAUGAUUACAAUAAUGAUUACAAUAAUGAUUACAAUAAUGAUUACAAUAAUGAUUACAAUAAUAAUGAUUAUUAUAAUAACCAUCGUGGGUAUUGUGAUAAGGACAAUAAUAAUAAUAUAUAUCACGAUUAUAAUAUUAUUAAUAUUAAUGAUGAUGAAAAUUUUUACGUAAAGUAUGUAAAAUAUAAAAAAUGUAAAGCUAUAGAAGAAUUAUUAAAAAAUAUGGUAAGCGAUAAGAAAAUGUUUAGUAACUAUCCAAUAAUAAAGGAAUUUAUUUUAUUAUUAAUUUUUUUAUUUCAACGUAUAAGAGCAGAAAAUGAAUAUAAAAAUGUGGAUAAUAUAAAUAAUAUCAAAAAUGGGGAUGGAACAAAUUUUUCAUGUCUUGAAAAAAAGAAAAACAAAAAAAUAAAGCUCACUAAGCUUAGAUCUAACAGUUGUAUGACUCAAAAAAUAGAGAACACAAAAAAUUCAUAUGACAUGAAAAAUGUUGGAAAAGAAAUAAAACACAUAAAUAAUAUAAUGAGUGAUGAAACUUGUUUUCCAGUUUAUAAUAAUUUAAAAUUAAAAGAAGAUCAUGUACAUAAAUAUAACACAUCAGACCAUGAUCAUAUGUUGUUAAAAUAUAUUGAUAAAGAAGAAAAAGAAAAUAUGAGAUAUUGUAUGAACCGUGAUAGUUGUUUUAAUUAUUCAAGUAACGAUGAAAAGGAACGAAUUUAUAAAUAUCAUAAUAAUGAUAAUAUAAAAAAUAAUAAAAAUUAUAAGAUGCCACACAAUAUGUCACAUAAUAAAUUUUACAAAAUAGAUAGAUAUUUAGAAGAACCCUUUUGUACCUUUCCAAUAUAUAAUAAUAUAUUUUCUAAUUUAACACAUAAAAAAAAAUCAAUGUAUCCAUAUAACAUAGAUGACAUAAAACAUGCACUUAAUAAUGAAAAUAUAAAUAAAGUAUGUGAGACGUUAUUCAAAUAUAUGCAUUAUAUUAGAAGAAGUAAAAAUGAAGAGAUGAAGAAAAGGUCCAUUAAUAUGAUUAUUAUUUUAUUAUAUCUAACCUAUAUUUCAUUUGGUAUUUAUUUUUUAAAUACAUAUAAUAUAUAUAUAAGAUUAUAUUAUUUAUAUAAAGAAUUUCAAAUAUUCAAAAAAACAAAUAAUGAUAUACAAAAAAAGUUAAAUAAAAAAAUUCAACAACAUCUUCAUCAACAUAAACUAAGUGAACAAUACACACAAGAAUAUGAUAAAUUAAAAACGAGUUUUCUACAUUUAAAAAAAGAAAAUGAAAAACUUAAAAAUUAUAAUAAAGUUAUUCAAAAAUUAAAAAACAAAAUUGACAUUAUGCAAAUAGAAAAAACAAUUAUCAUGAAAAAAAAAGAAGAAUUAGAUGACCUAAUUAAGCAAAAAAAUAUUUUAUUAAAUCAAAAUAAUAUAACAAACAAAACAAACAAAAAUAAAACAUUUAAUAACAUUAUCAAAAAAACAUCUCCUGUGAUAAACAAAAAGGAUUACUUAAAAAAUAACACGUUACAAUCAAAAAAUACAAAAAUCUACUUCAAAAAUAAGCAUAUACAACUAUCACAGGGUCUUAAUACACCUAUCGAAAGUACAUCACAAAAUAAUUCCACACAUGAAACAUACUCAUCAGAUGAAAGAAAAAAUAUUAAAAUAAAUUGUUCUAAAAUAAAUGAUGAACAAAUUAAUAUUAAACAUAAUGAAAUAACAAACAAAUGGUAUUAUACCUCAACAGAAAAUGAUGAUAAAAAUAUAUUAACAUAUUCAAAUAUAUGUAAAAAUGAACAAACUCUACAAAGCAUAAAUAAUCAUUAUGAAGAAAAUAUAAAACAAAUGGUAACAAGGAAAAAAAAUCAAAAUAAUAUAAAAAAAAUAUAUACUAAUGCUUACACACAAUAUGAUAUUAAAACAAAUACUACUGAAUGUGCAAAUUGUAUAAAUAAUAUUUUUAAAAAUAAUAAAUUAACACCAAAGCAAGAAACACAAACAUAUAUAUAUAAUAAUAAUAAUAAUAAUAAUAUUAAUAUGUAUAUUUUGAAAAACAUGAAUUCUACAAUUAUUCAUACAACAUUUUAUCAAAACAAAUUUAAUAAAAUCACAGGUAUUCUAAAUUAUGAUGAUAAUUAUUUUAUGCCUUUAUAUAUUUUUUAUAUGAAGAAAAUAAAUUAUAAAGAAUUAAUUAAAAAUUAUUUUUUAUAUAAUAAAUAUUUUUAUAUUAAUGAUCUAUUUCAACUAAAAAUAAAUACGAAUUAUGAUGAUCAUCAUAUUAUAAGUAAAAAUAGAAACCAUCCAAAUGGGUACCACCAUCUAUAUUAUUAUGAUUAUUAUGAUUAUUAUGAUUAUUAUUUAUAUUAUUUAUAUUAUUAUGAUUGUAUGGUUAGUCAACAUAUCUUCCAAAAUAUAAAUGGACAGGAAAAACAAAUUACACUAAAGAAUGAACAGAAUAAAAAUACAUACAAAGAUUUUAAUAUAAAAAAUAAAAAGGAAUUUAUUUUAUUUGAAAAUAAGAUAAACAUGCUACAUAUAACAAAACCUAUGUUCAAUAUCAAAUAUAUUAAUAAUAUUUUAAAUUUAUAUGAUUAUGAUAAAGUAUUUCAAGAGUACUUAUCUUUAACAAAUUCAUGUUAUAAUAACGUUCAUGAUCUUCUUCCCAUGUUUCAUACACAUUAUCAUUAUUAUUAUGAUUACUCUAUAUAUUCGGAAAAAAAAAAAUGUUCACAAGAAAUUAUUUAUUUAUAUAACAAAAUGGAUAAGAUAAACAAAAAUAAAGUUUUUAUAGAAAAAGAAAAAAAAAUAUGUAUAAAAAAUAAGAAAAAUUAUAAACUGCCUAAUAUAAAUCAAUGCUACCAAAAAUCAACUUUUAAUAUUUAUUUCAAUUUAUUAAAACAAACACAACAUAUAAGGAAAGAAAUAUACAUCUCCAAUGUAAAAUUAUGUAAUAUUGUAUCUAGUGAUGAUAAUAUUAUUAUUAUCAACAAUAAAAAUAUUCAUAAACACAAACAAACAACUAAUAAUAAAUAUAAUCAUAAUAAUUAUAAUAAUAAUAUAUAUUAUUAUUCAUACUUUAAAUUACACCAAUUAUUCUUAAAAAAAAAAAAUAUACACUUUCCUACAGAUAAAUACAAAACACAUCUCUACUGCUCACAUUUUGGAUAUAUAUACAAAACUAUUAUUUCUUUUAAAAAAAAAUAUAAACAAUAUUUAUUGUUUAAUAAAUAUAUUAAUAAUUUAAACAAAUUCAAACAUAAAUAUUUGAUAAUGAAUACAUAUAAAAUCAAAAAAAAAAAGAAAACGAAAAGAAAAAGAAAAAGAAAAAGAAAAAGGAAAACACACAUACAUUAUAUACCAUAUAAGAAUAAUUUAAAUACCAAAAAUUCAAUAUCAAAUAAACUAAGCAAAUAUAAAAAAAAAAUUUAUAAAGAUAAAAUUGUUAAUACCAAUUUUUCUUAUCAUAAUAUCUUAAUCAAAUCUUUAUAUAUAUUUAAUUUAAUCUUUUUUCUAACUUUUCUCUUAUUAUUAGAUGUGUACAUUUUAGAUCAUACAUUACUCUCUGGUCUUAUUUAUAUCCUAUGUAUUCUACUAUUUCUUUUAACAUCACUUUUUAGAAGUAUUGUAUAUUUAAUUAAUAUCCCUUUAAAUAAAAAAAUUAUACCACAACACUUUUUAGAUACCUUUUCGGUUCAUUUUGUGAAAAUAGUAAAUUAUAUGCAGCUCUACUUUUAUGAGAAUAAUGAUGAUAUAUAA
Molecule: messenger RNA, 4398 nt
Organism: Plasmodium falciparum 3D7
Lineage: Eukaryota; Apicomplexa; Aconoidasida; Haemosporida; Plasmodiidae
Source: RefSeq, a predicted model, not a curated record